UCAUAUCUUUCGCGAAUUCUCAAGUAAUUGCGAGUUCUCUUGCAUAUUUCCUUAUUUCAUUUGAAACUAUAAGUACAGGCGUAUUAUAAAAAGGAAGUUAAAUUGCUACCAACAUCAUGUAUGUAGUGACCGUUAAAUUUGUGAAAAGUUUGAAUAUAUGAUAAGCAAAUCCGCACAUGACGCAAAGUACGACGCUCACUGUAAAUAAAUAAUGACCUAAUUGUACCUUACGUCUUAGCUAUUUUCGUUACUCCUUGGUACACGACGGUCUUCAGAUUUCUGAAUCAGUCUUUGAUCAGAAGGCUUAUGCUACACAGGAUUUCAAAAGAUAGUGAGGGCAACUUUCGAAAAGGGCUUGCCGGUGAAGUGAUUUCUAGUUGUAAUUGAUGAAGUGCGCAGUUACUGUGGUUUAUUGCAUUUGAACAUCGUUAUGUUCCGUGCGAAGAUGACAUUAGAAUGAGUGCAAUGUUUUGUACUAAAAUGCCUCAUUACGACGAGAGUUUUAUUCAUGAUGAUAAUUUAAAUCAAAGGCGUAAUAAACGCAGUUAUCGAGUAUACAAAAACGGUGCAAAUCCUAUCAUCUUAAAUGAAUCAAAUGCUGUAAGAGCUUUUGAAGUUAAAGGCGAUUUAAAGCAUAUAAGAAAUCGAAAAAAUCGCGGUAAUCGUUAUAAGUUUGAGAAAUCUCCUAUACAGGAAGGUAAUUAUAUUCAAUAUAAAACACCAGAUAUACUAAUACAUUGUCCAAGCAUAAGUGUCUUCGAUCCAAGUAAGUUAAAUGAUAUAAGAAAUAAUAAUAUCGUGACGUUGACGCCUUGUAAAAGCUUCGACAAUUUGACAUUGAAACAGACAAAAAAGGACAAAUCGUUUAAUGAAACUUUACGAAACGGAAUAAGCUUACAAAAUUUAUCGCGCGAUGAUAGCCUGAAGCAUUAUACAUCACCAUUAGAAGAGAGAUAUCCUCCGAGAAAAGGUGACGUCAGAAAUUCUUAUUCAAUUGAAGAAGCUCGUCGAAGACCUGCUCAUAGAAAGUAUUCAAGGGGUACAGCUGCACCUGGAGUUGGUGUUUAUCGAAAAAUCAACGGUGACGUUGACAGGAGUGCUAAAGAAAACGAAGCGUGUGCUGAAGGCGGUUCAGGUCAUCGAGGGUCCUUGCGUGGCGCCAAUAAGUUAGCACGGCGCGCGCGCUCUUUCAAGGACGACCUAUUAGAGCGUAUAUCCAAUAUGCGUUCGCCCGCGCAGGCGCCGCAUCCGCCACAUCUCUCGAAUAUCAGAUCACAUUCUCCGCUCAGUCCAAAACUUCGAAAUAUGGGAAAGGCGAAUACGCCGCAAGACAAUGAAACAACUCCCGCCAAAGAACUCGAACGGCUAGUCAAAGAGGUCAGAUUCGGCUUGAAGCACUUCUCCGAUGUCAUCACUAAGAGGAAAUUGGAAAUGUUGCCGGAUAACGGCACGAUCGUGUUUGAAUCGAUCGCAAACAUACAUAAGGCAAUAAAACCGUACUGCGGUAGAUCGCCGUCCCUCAUGAGUGCUGUGAAGCGAUUAUGCACAGCAUUGGCCAUGCUAAUUCGACUAUGUGAUGAAGUCGCGGUCGCCAGUCUUCGAUCUAACGCCGACGACUCAGAAACCGAGAUUUCCACCGCAGCCUUGUCUCCGGAGAAUGUUAAUUCUGUGGUAAAAGGACUGAAGUUGGCGGUAGAAGAAGUGGCGAGUCUUGCGCAACAGUAUAUGGCAAGGCCGGCAUUGUCGCCUCGUCCGGCGGUUGUUUCUCCGCGGGCAUCGACCCAGAGGAAUUCUUUGCCUGAUAUACCGUUAACGCCCAAAGAGAGAUCUCUACUCACGGGAGAGCCAGGGACGGAAAAUAGCGGCGUACGCGCAUCACAUUCAUCAGAGUCGAUACUGGAUGCUCCAGACACGCCCCCACCCAAACCGGCAAGGCCUAACCGGAAAAUCGAGUUGGCCCCACCGUUGCCGCCUAAGCGCAAGUCGGCUAACGACAACUCGCUGUUAGGAGUCUCGAUUGACAGUUUAUCAAUGCAAUCACAUAGUAGCGGCUCUCAAGACUCGAUGUUGAACGUCUCAAAUGACGAAGAGAGGAAUACUCAUGAUUCAAUGAAUCAUGUUUUUAUAACUCAACCCAGUACAGAUUUAGUCAGUAUAUGUAAUUGUAACAAUUUAAAUGAAAUGAGGACCUCGGUGGAGUCACACGAAUCCCAUAUGAGUAACGCUCACUCUCAUAAUCGAUUCUCGAACGAGUCCGGCUUUGUGUCUGUGGGCCACUCAGAGAUGUCAACAGAACACAGCUUCACGUCCACCUUUUCGUCACAUCACUAUUCUAGUCACACGGACAGUACUUUUGAAAGUACAGAGUAUGUGAGCGGAAUGAAGUGCACAGUGCAAAAUGAGACCCGCAUGAAUAUAAUCAGUAUGAACAGUGUAACAUCACAUAAUACAAAGUUGGAGAGCAUAACGUCAGACGAGGGCGAGACGCCGCCAGAGUUGCCGGUGAAGACUCGUCGUAACAUUCGCGCUGAUGUGCAACAACAUUUCCCCAAUGUUGAAAUCAGAAAAAGUCCGCCAUUUUCACUACAUGACGCAAGACCGCACACGUUAGCCGAACAUAACCACCAGCGACCGCCACCAUUACCGCUCAAGAAGAAACACAUGUUUCAAAGCGUCGCCUACAGUGUUAUGGCGUAUAUGGAGAUGUUUGGUAACUGCAGUCACACGAUGAAUGCCCAUCCCCAGAUAAAUCCGGAGGCUCCACCUGAUAUGGCAUUCAGGCAUUCUAUACACACAUAUAAUUUGUCCAGCGCUCAACACAGCAGUACGGGCAGUCUGAGCAUAGGUCACCAUCAAGUUCAACGAUCUUUGGCCUCAUCAAUAACGGUUCAGCAUUUGAGUACACCGCCACUCAGUGGGUCUGAAGACAGCGUUAGUAUGAUAACAUCGAAUAGAACAAGUCCAUUACCGAUUGAGCCGCCGGCGCUACCUCCAAAGAUGAACAAAAACAAACAGGUUUCGAUUACCUCAAGCAACGAAUUGUUACCUCCGCCAUCGCCGCGACCUUCCUCACACAACAGUAGUUCUGCAGAUGAAUCAAUGCUCAAUAAUGUGAGUACUGAAGAGAUGUAUGUGUCUUCGCCAGGCAAGUUUCCACUUGAUGAGGAUGAGAUUGAUCGACUCGCGUCGCGAGCACCUUCGCCUGUACCCUCACAGAGAAGUGAAAGCAGUACAGAGCCGACUCAAACUGAAACUGAAAAAUCUGCAGUCGUACCAGAUUCGGAAGAUAUAGUCCUUCAAACGGAUGUCAGUACAUGGCUCUUACUCAAAGGCCCGACGAAAGAGGGCGUUGAUGUAAGGGGUGGACACCCAGAUGCCCUUAUAGUGCUCGCCACUAAGGCUACCAAAGAAUCGGAUGAGUACUUCGCGUACCAGGAAGCGUUCCUGGCAACGUACCGUACGUUCCUGGCACCGCACGAGCUCGUCUCGCGAUUGGUGCGGCGGGCACAUCACUUCAGACCGCGUCCGCACGAACUAAGAUCCACACUCGGUCUGCUUACCAGAGUUAUUGCUGACCUCACAAUGUCGGAUCUGGACAGGGAAUUGAUGCAACAAAUUAUGGAAUUUAUAUAUUGGCUUGUUGAAGCUGAAGAAUUGCCUAUUUCUAAAGCGUUACGACAGAUUCUGGUUGAUAAACAAAAACAACUGCACUUCCAAAAUACGAACAACAGAUUCGAAUAUGAUCCAUGCUAUGGAACAGUUUCCCUCCGACGGGACACCUUACUGGACUUUAAGGCAUCUGAAUUGGCCGAACAAAUGACAGUACUAGACGCGGCUUUAUUCGUUCGAAUAACGACUGCGGAACUUCUCUCAUGGCCAAGAGAUCAGUCGGAAGAGAAGUCACCAAACCUUACGCGUUUCACGGAGCACUUCAAUAAGAUGAGUUUCUGGGCGCGAUCGAGGAUUUUAGAGCAGGAUGAAGCACGCGAACGCGAGAAGUACGCGAGCAAAUUUCUCAAAGUUAUGAAGGCAUUACGUAAAAUGAACAACUUUAACUCCUACUUGGCUCUCGUAUCGGCGUUAGACUGCCCUCCGGUUAGAAGAUUGGGGUGGGCCAGAGCUAUAGAAGACACAUUGACCGAUCACUGUGCUUUGAUUGAUUCAUCCAUGUCCUUCCGCGCGUAUAGACAGGCGCUAAACGAGACGCAGCCUCCCUGUAUACCUUACAUAGGCCUCUUCCUGCAAGACCUAACAUUUGUACAUGUGGGAAAUCAAGAUUUAUUACCCGACGGCAGCAUCAACUUCACAAAACGAUGGCAACAAUACCACAUAAUGGAGAAUAUGAAGCGAUUCCAUAAAGAACAAUACAAAAUUAAGAAGAACGAUCGCAUUCAGGCGAUGUUCAACGAGUUCGACGAUGUCCUAAGCGAAGAGACGAUGUGGCAAAUAUCUGAAAGCAUCAAACCUAGAGGCGGACGCGCUCGUAAUGCUUCUGCGCCGUCGCCGCCUGCGCAUGCAGCUACUGCCGCCACAUAAUUGUUAGGUGUACUUUAUAAACCCAAAGAAAUUUAAGUGGACUGACUCGGGAUUGCACGAGGAUUUGUUAUAACGGAAAGGCCUAAUUUAGUAUAUAGUUUUGUGAUUGGCGAUUACGACUUUAUUACACCUACUUUUCAACCCAACUAUACAAUUUUCUACUAGAAGUAUACUAUUUCUAUAUUGGAUUAUAUGAAGACAUUUUUUGUUAUACAUUAAUGUACAUUUUUUUUCUUGCGAAGCUAAGGUCUCUACUAAAGUGCAUAGUGGAUGAUCAUUAAUCAUCAAAUUUUUUGUAAAUUUAACAUUGGAUUUCGGCAUGAAGUUUGGUUUUUCGCAAGUAAAUUUAACACUAAUAAUAUUGGUAAUGACAAGCGAUGCAAUGUUCUAAUGUUUAGUUUUGUUAGAUUAUUAAUAAACACUAUUUUUCGACCACUGUAAGAAUGAUUGACAUUCUUACAGUGGUCGAACAAUUUUGACUUGACACUUUCAAAUCAUGCCUCCAGACGUGCAUUACAAAAUGUAAUACAUCUAUUACAAAUUUUUAAUUACGCCUAAAAUAGCAUUUGUUUUUUUUAAAUAAUCCAAUAUUAUCCAGCAAACAAAGAAAUAGUAUAGUUAUUUUUGUAUCUUACACAGUAUUUGAAAUCUAUCAGUAUUGAAAACCCUAUUUUCUUACUAUCUCAACAUAUCAGUGACGUAAAGUGCGUUCUCAAAUAGAUGAGAAGUAUAUGCUUAACAUCUUACAUCGAAUUAGAGGACUUUAAUAGGCUUAUUGCUAGACUUUAGAUAAGUAGGCUUAAAAUUUUAACUAUCAUCGAAACUUGUUUGGACUUUGGGACUGUCUGGAUAACAAAUAUAACAACGCUUCAUCGGGUUAAAACGCGUUUAAAUUUUACAUUUAUUUUGGAGCUGGCAAGUUUCGAAAAUAAUCGUAAAAUUGUAAUUAAUGAUUUUUAAUCUGGCAGUGAAAUGUGAUAUUCGCGUUAAUGAGAUUUUUUCAGUCUGGAAGUCUGUUAACACACGUGUGUGACUUUACCACAGACCUCACAACAAUAUCAUUGUCUUGCUUCUGUUAAAGUUGCAAUAUAGUUCUCAUUGCUUUAUAUUAAGGUUGCGUUUGGUAUAGCAUCUUUAAAGAUGUCAAAAUUAAAAAAAAAUAUCUACAAUAGUAUUAUUGUGAUGUUUGUGUCUCGUGACUAAAAUUGAACUAAUUCAUCGUGUUAGCUUAGAAUAGUGUGAAGUUGUUUCUAUUAUGAUAAUGCUAAACGUGCCUAAGUUAUGUGCAUCUUACCACUAUUGGUGACAGAAAAAUUUAAGAUUAAUUUUUUUUUUCUGUGCAUAAAAUCUAGUUAACGAAAAUAAAAGCCUAUUUUUAAAGGGCGGAGGCAGAAAUAUGCGUUUUAACAGAACUUCUAUGGAGAAAUUCUUAAUGAUUCGCAUUUAGAAAAACUAUUUCGACCAAAAAAUAAUAAUUUUUACAGUCAAAUAAUAGUUUUUCUGUCUCUAUCGGGUAAGUAGUGUAUAGUAGCUUCUCUUAAGACUCUAAUAAUGUUAACUUUGUGUAUCGAAUGUUUGUCGUCCGUCAUAAAAUGUGCCAAAAUCAACGAAAAACUAUAUCUUCUCCUUGAAUUUAUGGGUUCUUGUUGGGCAUUUCAUUGUUUGAAAUCAGUGUUAUACGCGGUUGUCUAUAUACCUGUCUCUUUUUAGCACAGCGUUAACACAAUGUUAUAGUAAGAGACGGGUCUAUUUCUGAAACGGCUUAAAGGUUUCAUUUUUAUGAACAUGCAAGUACUUUGAAAUACUUUGACAUUUAUAAGAGUUAUUUCGCAAUAUAGAAAUCGGAUCUUUACUCGUCUUAUACGCUAAAUGCCUCAUAAUCUAGACUCUGAUUUUAUUAUAUUUUUAUAGUUACUGAUACUUUGCGAAUUAUUUCUUGCAUCACAUUAGCUUAAAUCAAUCUUAUGAAUAUCAUUCUAUUCGUUAUUACAAUAGAUAAAUAUUUUCGUUAGUAUAAUAUAUAUUUGGAAUUUCAAUUUUACUAUAUGAAUUUUUAUGUAUUUAUUGUAAUAUAAUUAGCGCAAUGUUUUACGCGUCUUAAUAAAAUUUAGUUUAUUUUUGAUAUUCAGAAAUUCUAUUUUUCCUAUAAUGUUUCCUCAAAGGAAACUGAAUUUUCAUAACGAUACAAUGUAAAAAUUCUUCGUCACGUGUUGUGUCAUUUUAUUAAAUAGCUUAGAAUCGGAACUUCAUAAAGAUAGACAAGUAGUUCUAAAGUUUCUUGCAAUUUUUCGAUUAUAUAAUACUCUGAUAAAGGUUUUUCAACACGAUUUUUUUAACCUUUAGGGUGCCAACCCUGACGGGCUUGCUUGGCGCUUACGGAUCUGAUAGUAAGAAUAUUUACAGCCAAGUUCAUGAUUUUAUUCCGUCUUACUAAGCGUGUUAUCUAGGACAAGUGAAAAGCCAGCCCGUCAGUAAAGACAUAGCCUUAGACAGUGUCUAAUAUAGCAAUAAUUUAUUCGAGCACUUCAUGUGAUAAUCACUCGUACGAGUGUUGCUUACAACUCAUUUGACGUCCUCUAUACGUAGAAAAAUAUUAUUAGACAAAUAUUUAAUGUAAGCGUAAAUAAACCCCAUUUUAUCGAAGUGUAGUUGUCUCAAUAUAGUCAAUAAAGCUGUCGCAUACAUGUUUUUAGAGUAAUUUUUACAUUGCAAUGUGGCACACCGCAAACGUUUUACACUGUGUUAAUCAGACGAUAAACACACGAAUCUUAAUGGUCGCUCAGAAGAUGAUAGCUAUGAAGCUUCAUAUGAUAUAAUUUAUUUAUAAACAAUAUCCAUCCUUACAGACUAAUUUCGUAAUCGGGUCUAAACGUGGCAAUCGCAUCGGUCUAAGGGCAGCUUUUAGCAGCAAUAAAAACGAUUGCAGAUCAACCCAAUUACUUGAAUAUAACGCAACAAAGAUACAAUCUAAACGAAAUAUUUUUCAAUCACUUUCAAAGUCACACGAAAAAAGGGACCAUUAAGCCUAAAUAUCCCUACAAACCGCACAAAAACGGUGUGUCAUAUUACGAUGAAUAUAUAAACAUUUGAAUAAUGAGGGCAGUAAGUAAGUAUAUAAUCGCAGUGUUAGUGUUUUGCAUGUUAUGAGGCGUCUCAGCAAUAAUUACUAGACCAAUAUUUAGAUCGUUUUACAUCGCUUUACAAAUGUUUGUCUUAAUAUUGUAUAAAUAAUUUGUAUGUUUUGGUAGGUUACCAUUUUGUUGGGUGUUAUUGUGAAGUUCAGUAAUAUUGGUGUUAAGAAGACUGCCUAAUUUACUCAAUAGUGGUAAUAAUUAUUGCAUUGCUUAUUAAGCGAUGAAUUUUCUGUGGCAAACACGAUUAUUUAUUUUAAAUGCAUGGUACAUUUAAGUGAAGCGUACAUCGUAUGUUGUAUUAGCACAGUAUUAUGUUAUGAAUGCCAUAAUGUAUCAAUGGAUUAUCACCGUUUAUUUAUUGAACGGUUUCUGUUUUUAUUUUACUAUUAUAAUUUGUACAUUAGCUAUCGAUUUGUUUGUCGAUAAAUUAUUAAUCAUUAUAUUUGAUUUGCAUGCGUGUACAGUACAUUAUGUGUGUCGAGAUUUUUUUUAUAAUUAUUUGUAAUAUAAAUAUAGCACGUU
Pieris brassicae (large cabbage white) is the source of this 8192-nucleotide messenger RNA. It is a transcript of the gene C3G, whose product is annotated as guanine nucleotide-releasing factor 2. Bases 457 to 4536 code for a protein of 1359 amino acids. Gene Ontology annotation, cellular component: plasma membrane. NCBI's taxonomy places the organism in Eukaryota, Metazoa, Arthropoda, Insecta, Lepidoptera, Pieridae. Gene Ontology annotation, biological process: positive regulation of GTPase activity; Ras protein signal transduction. The transcript has 28 exons. Gene Ontology annotation, molecular function: guanyl-nucleotide exchange factor activity. The record is from RefSeq and is a predicted model, not a curated record.